Penicillium cataractarum is the source of this 852-nucleotide messenger RNA. RefSeq names its product carbonic anhydrase. Gene Ontology annotation, biological process: cellular response to oxidative stress; carbon utilization; cellular response to carbon dioxide. Gene Ontology annotation, molecular function: carbonate dehydratase activity; zinc ion binding. Bases 1 to 852 code for a protein of 283 amino acids. The record is from RefSeq and is a predicted model, not a curated record. The transcript has a single exon. Gene Ontology annotation, cellular component: cytoplasm. NCBI's taxonomy places the organism in Eukaryota, Fungi, Ascomycota, Eurotiomycetes, Eurotiales, Aspergillaceae.
AUGAGCGCUGCAGGACUCGCGAUGCGAUCUCGCUUUCUCGCUCGCGCCAGCGAGGCCGCUGGCCAGAUCGCAGGUCGUCAGCCUUUGACACUCUCUUCCUCUCCUUUGAUUACUGCCAUGCCUCGUGUCUCUCCUUUCUCGACCUCCGCCCCUUCCUACUGCGCCAACCACAAACCCUCCGCACCGACCACACAAACUAAUUCCACCGACUCGGACUCUACAGACAAGUACGCCGCUGGUCUGCGCAAGAACAAGGACUGGGCUGCCCAGACCGCUCGCGAGCACCCCGACCUCUUCCCUACCCUUGCCAAUGGCCAGCAGCCCCAGAUCCUGUGGCUCGGCUGCUCUGACUCACGAUGUGCCGAGACCUCCAUGCUCGGUCUCCUUCCCGGUGAUGUCUUCGUCCACCGUAACAUCGCCAACAUUCUGCACCCCGGUGACCUGAGCUCGGGUGCCGUCAUCGAAUACGCCGUCAAGCACCUGCGUGUCAAGCACGUCGUGGUCUGCGGUCACACAUCCUGCGGUGGUGUCGCUGCCGCCAUGGGCAGCAAGCAGUUGGGCAUCCUGGACCCCUGGUUGCUGCCUCUGCGCCAGGUGCGCGAGCGCAACCUCGCCACUCUGCAGAAGCUCUCGCCCGACAAGGCGGCUGAGAAGCUGGUUGAGCUCAACGUUCGCGAGAGCUUGAACGUUGUGACUCAGAAGAGCGUCGUGCUGGAGGCCAUUCAAGAGCGUGGUCUCGAGGUCCAUGGUCUGAUCUACGACGUUGGCUCUGGUGUCCUUCGCGAGUUGGAUACCUCCGACUCGGAUGAGGCUAUCAAGGCCCGGUUGGUGGCUUUCAAGACCGAGGCUUAA